This is a messenger RNA of Cylindrotheca closterium, 201 nucleotides long. The record is from the annotation of a GenBank genome assembly. Lineage: Eukaryota; Bacillariophyta; Bacillariophyceae; Bacillariales; Bacillariaceae.
AUGAAAGAGGAAAGACUAGCUCCAAAACUUAUAAAGGACAAAGUCAUCCACUUCAUAUUCUUAGUGGAGGCAACUUUGGCUUCCUUGAUGCAAAGAACAGCUCCUGCAGCAGUGAGGAUUGACAAGACGGAGCCAGGCGUCACCAGCAGAACUGCAUUGGAGAUUGGUUAUGGUUUGAAGCUCACUUGCAAAGGCUUGUGA